This is a messenger RNA of Mesocricetus auratus (golden hamster), 3196 nucleotides long. RefSeq names its product TatD DNase domain containing 2 (gene Tatdn2). Gene Ontology annotation, molecular function: hydrolase activity, acting on ester bonds. Lineage: Eukaryota; Metazoa; Chordata; Mammalia; Rodentia; Cricetidae. The transcript is spliced from 8 exons. The record is from RefSeq and is a predicted model, not a curated record. The coding region runs from base 413 to 2836 and encodes 807 amino acids.
CGCGGCGCGGCUUUGGGCCGGGUCGGCUGGGCGGGCGGAGGUGACUUCCGGCGCGCGGCUCCGGAGGCCGGUGGUUCCACUCAGGCCCGGGGCGGGGCGGGGCGGCGGGAGCCGAGCGGCCACCCCGCCCGCGGCCCGCCCUUGGCGUCCGGGGCCUGCGGGCGCGAGCAGCCCAAAGGGCGGCUGCUUCGCUCGCUCUCGGACCCCGGCGAGGGGCUUCGGAAGGUCGCCCGCUGCGCCGGAAGCUCCUUGGCGUCUCGGGAGCGGCGCGGUCUUGAUAGUAGCGCUCACAGACUACGGCAGCGCUUCGUGGCGUUCGGCGCUCGGCCCGUGGGCGCGUCGCGGAGCGCUGUGGCGUCCCUGAAACCCGCAGCACUGGGAUGGGCAGACGACAGGAACGGGAAAGGUGCCCAUGGCGUCGGAGCGGCGCAAGGUCAAGUACCACUGGGGCAGCACGUCGGAAGGGUGUCCCAGCAAGCGCAGCCGCUCCCGGGAGCCCGGCAAUGUGGCCUCCUCCAGCCGACCAGUUCGCAGCUGUGCGUCGCGUCCUCGAGGGGCCAGCAGCCCCCAGAGUCUGAAAGCCCGGCGGGGGAACGAUGUGGCCCGCACGCCCCGGAGCUCAGUCCGCCGCCGCACCUCCUCUUCCUCUUCGUCGUCCUCUCUCUCCUCGGGCUCAGGUGCAGGCGGGGCCGCCUCCCCUGGCUUCCUGAUUGCGAGCCCUCGAAGGUUCCUGACGUCCAAAGGGUCCGCUUUGCACCCUGCCCGCUCCUCUCUAGAAGAAAUGGCUUCUCUUCGGAAGGAAGCUUAUAAGGCUGAUUCUAAGGAUAGUUCUUGUCAGUCUAUGAACUCUGAAUUUGCAACUGAAGCUGAGGGUCAGAGUGAUGCUAUGGAGGAACCCAACAAGUUCCAGAAAAGGAAGAAGGACAGGCUUCGAGACCAGGGCUCAACAAUGAUCUACUUAAAGGCCAUCCAGGGCAUCCUGGGGAAGUCGAUGCCUAAGAGGAAGGGAGAGGCUGUCACCACUCGGAUGAAGACGAGCUUGGAAGAAUAUCCAAGCAAGGAAGGACCAACCAGGAAUGUGGAAGGACCAUCCAGGAGCAGGGAAGGGCCCUCGGUCAAGAGUGGGGAAGGACUGGCCAGGAGCAAUGAAAGAUCUGCCCGGGGCAUUGAAGGACCAGCCAGGAGUAUUGAAGGACUCUCCAGGAGUGUGGAAGGACCAGCCAGGAGCCGGGAAGAACUGGUUAAGAGUGUUGAAGGACCAGCUGAAAAGGUUACAGUUACUGUACCUCAGAAGGAAGAGUCAUCUACAAAGGUCAGGGUAAAGAAGGAAGAGUCUGUGCUAGAUAGGAGUAGCUUCUGUAACAGAAGAGUGAUUAUAGACUCUGUGAAGAAAACUAGUGAGGAGCAGCUUGGUGACCAAAGGACAGUCAUUGACAAACCCUCUCCAGCCCUAGAAUUUUUUGAUGACUCGGACUCUCAUGCAGAUAUUCAAAAGCACACAGACAGAGAGGUGGUGAUUGAGCAUCCCUCUUCAGGGAGUGACUGGUCAGAUGUGGAUGAGCUGGCCACUGUGAGGUUUUCCCAAGAGGAGCCUGUCUUGCUGAAACACUCAGCAGUUCCAGAAUCUUCUUCCUUCCCUACUGACUAUGUUAUGUACCCUCCUCAUCUAUAUAGUAGUCCAUGGUGUGACUAUGCCAGCUACUGGACUAGCAGCCAUAAGACUCCUGGUUAUCCAUUGGUGGGAUCCAGCAGCCAUGACUCAGCACUGGCUGAGAAGAGCCCCCAGGACCUUUUGAGUGUUCAUUCCUUUAAAUCCACAGUGAAUACCCAGAGUAUCUCCAAAGACCUGGACAUUGCCCAGGAAGGCAGGUCCCAGAAUUCCCAUUCACUUCAAUUCUCCAGAAACACAGAGGAGGAGGAGGUAAAGGGGAAAAGGACAUUCCGAGAGGAGACACCACCUCCUCGCCACACCAGAGAACAUAUAUCCAGCUCCUUGCCAAGGAGCCACCGGGAGAUGAGCCUGGAUGAGGGCUUUAUUGAUACCCACUGUCACCUGGACAUGCUGUACUCCAAGCUGUCUUUCAAGGGGACCUUUACAAAGUUUAGGAAAAUUUAUAGCACUUCCUUCCCUAAGGAGUUUCAGGGCUGCAUCUCUGACUUCUGUGAUCCAAGGACACUGACUGAUGGCCUAUGGGAGGAACUCCUGAAAGAAGAUCUGGUUUGGGGGGCCUUUGGCUGUCACCCUCAUUUUGCUCGCUACUAUAAUGAGAAUCAAGAAAGAAAGCUUUUGCAUGCCUUACGGCACCCCAAGGCUGUGGCGUUUGGAGAGAUGGGCCUGGACUACUCUCACAAGUGUACCACACCAGUUCCUGAACAGCACCAGGUAUUUGAGAGGCAGCUGAAGCUGGCUGUGUCUCUGAAGAAGCCCUUGGUCAUCCACUGCCGUGAAGCUGAUGAAGAUCUGUUGGAUAUCAUGAAAAAAUUUGUGCCCUCUGACUACAAGAUCCAUAGGCACUGCUUCACUGGCAGCUACUCAGUCAUUGAGCCUUUGUUGAAGUACUUCCCUAACAUGUCGGUGGGCUUCACAGCAGUACUGACCUACUCCUCCGCCUGGGAGGCCCGAGAUGCUCUUAGACAGAUCCCAUUGGAGAGGAUCAUUGUGGAAACAGAUGCACCCUACUUCCUCCCUCGCCAGGUGCCGAGAAGUCUUUGCCAGUAUGCCCAUCCAGGCCUGGCCUUGCACACAGUUCGAGAGAUUGCCAGGGUCAAAGAGGAGUCACUUUCCCGUACUCUGGCGGUCCUCCGAGAGAACACCAGUCGCCUCUACAGUCUUUGAGCAGGGAGCAUGAGCAGGCAUCUUCUGGCAAAGGAUGACCAGUGGCCUGAUAGUUUAGGAUGGGCUCCAUCUGCCUGUGUCCAAGGUGAAGGAUGUGUUGGAGAUCCUGUCAAAACUCAACAAACCAGGAUGGGAUGUUACCCUUGGACCCUAAUGACAAGGCUUCACCUGCUGUUUGGUGGAUGGCUACUGUGGAAUGGGUUGGGGAGAAGGGUAGUUUUGCUUGCUGGCCACACGGACCCAGGUAAUCAGUGAGCAAAAACAUUUGUGACAUAAGAGUACAAAGAGUUGGCCAGUCUGGAUGACUGCCCAAUGGCCUGGGUUUCCCAGCAGUCUGAAUAAAGUCACUUCUUUGUCUUA